AUGCACAUCUCCAGCGGACUACUCAUCUCCAUUGCUGCGAUCGCCUCUACGUCGGUUUUCGGCCAAAUUUGCACGAAAGAGGUUGAAGGGUGUGGGCUUAUGGGCGUGAUGAUACUCAACCGGUACAACGACCGGUGUACUGAUGAAGGCAGGGGCAAUGAGUGUUGCACGACGAAGUGCAAAAUGGCUCGAUGCGGCGUUAUGCCAGGGUGCGUACAGGACGAGGAUUGGAACAAGUCUGACCGCUAUUCAACGGCAUGUGACCACGAAGAUGUCUAUCAUGGUUGGGAUUUUCUUGCUUGCUGUUCGUGGAAGUGCAACAAUCCUGGCGAGUAA
Molecule: messenger RNA, 336 nt
Organism: Peronospora matthiolae
Lineage: Eukaryota; Oomycota; Peronosporomycetes; Peronosporales; Peronosporaceae
Source: the annotation of a GenBank genome assembly